ACUGCAGUACCGUUUCUGUCUUAUAGGGGGCAGCAACACCGGAUCUGCCUACUUCAUUGCAACUUCAUGUCCCAGCAUGCCCUGCGCUAAACUGCGCGCGCAGCAGGCUGACCUUGGGUACUGUUGAACAACAUGGCGAGCAGGGAACCGAACCGCUUUAUCCAGCACCUGAGAGAUCUGACGGGCCGGAUGUCUUCGUCUGGCGGCAGGGGGGCGGGGCUUGGACUCAAGCUGCUGCUGGGAGCCGGAGCUUUGGCGUAUGGCGUCUAUGAAGCUACAUACACAGUGGAGGGCGGUCACAGAGCCAUCAUCUUUAACAGGGUUGGAGGGAUGCAGAUGGACACCAUCCUGGCUGAGGGGCUGCAUUUCAGGAUUCCAUGGAUCCAGUACCCCAUCAUCUAUGACAUCAGAGCCAAACCCAGAAAGAUCUCCUCUUUGACAGGCAGCAAAGACCUGCAGAUGGUGAACAUCGCCGUACGUGUCCUGUCCAGACCGCUGGCCUCCAAUCUACCCAUCAUGUACCAGCAGCUGGGAAAGGACUACGAUGAGAGGGUUCUUCCAUCCAUCGUCAACGAGGUUCUGAAGUCUGUGGUGGCGAAAUUUAACGCGUCGCAGCUCAUCACGCAGAGAGCUCAGGUGUCCUUGCUGGUACGCAGGGAGCUGUUUGAAAGAGCCAAAGACUUUAACAUCAUCCUGGAUGACGUGUCUAUAACCGAGCUGAGUUUCAGCAGCCAGUAUACCGCUGCUGUAGAGGCCAAGCAAGUCGCUCAACAGGAGGCUCAGAGAGCCCAGUUCUACGUAGAGAAAGCCAAACAGGACCAAAGACAAAAGAUCAUUCAGGCAGAAGGAGAAGCUGAAGCGGCCAAGAUGCUUGGCCAAGCCGUGACAAAGAACCCCGGUUACCUGAAGCUGAGGAGAAUUAGAGCGGCGCAGAACAUUGCCAAGACGGUGGCGACGUCUCAAAACAGAAUUUACUUGAAUGCUGACAGUUUGGUCCUGAACCUGCAGGAUCAGUCGUUCUUCAACGAUCUGUCUUUGAUGCAGAAGAAGUGAUGGAGAGAAAGAGGAUGACGGCUCGGCUGGGACCUCCUUCUGACUGAUGGACAGCAGCUUUGCUGGGGGGUCAAAAGUGGAUAGAGACACCAGCACCAAACUCACCCCCCACCUCAGACUGUUUCAUCUGUCUGACUGGAUGAGAAGAUCAUCAUUCUUUGUUGGGGAUUGGAUGCUGCUGCACUCCAGUUGGAGUAAAAUAUGCUUGUGGAAUUUUUGUUGUUGAAUUUAUUAAAAUAAACUUAAAUCCGACUGAUUGAAA
Oryzias melastigma (Indian medaka) is the source of this 1315-nucleotide messenger RNA. Its product is annotated as prohibitin-2. Lineage: Eukaryota; Metazoa; Chordata; Actinopteri; Beloniformes; Adrianichthyidae. The record is from RefSeq and is a predicted model, not a curated record. The transcript is spliced from 10 exons. Gene Ontology annotation, cellular component: mitochondrion; membrane. Gene Ontology annotation, biological process: mitochondrion organization. The coding region runs from base 133 to 1053 and encodes 306 amino acids.